AUGUACAAUUACCUUAGAUAUUACUUCGUUAGAUAUAACAGGGAGCAGCUGAAUUAUGCCAGUUUUAGUGUGGUAGAAAAGACAACCCCCAAAAGUAAGGUUCUAUUGAACUUUAGGAUAUUAACUAAUUGGUCACUUGUUAGUCUUGCAUUGGUGAAAAAAGAAAAUGAUUCCAAAGUGGUCGAUUUUGUCCUUCUGGGCCUAUCAUCCUCUUGGGAGCUGCAGCUAUUUCUCUUCUUACUAUUUUUGUUGUUUUACCUGACCAUUGUCCUGGGGAACCUCUUGAUCGUGGUGACAGUGAGAGCUGAUGCUCACUUACUCCAGUCCCCGAUGUACUAUUUUUUGGGUCAUCUGUCUUUUAUUGACCUAUGCCUGAGCUGUGUUACUGUACCUAAGAUGCUGGGGGAUUUCCUACAGCAGGGCAAAACUAUAUCUUUUUCAGGAUGCCUGGCCCAGAUAUACUUCCUGCACUUUCUGGGAGCCAGUGAGAUGUUUCUGCUGACAGUCAUGGCCUACGAUAGGUAUGUUGCCAUCUGUAAUCCUUUGCACUACCUCACAGUCAUGAACCGGCAGCUAUGCUGUCAGUUGGUUUUUGCCUGCUGGUGUGGGGGAUUCAUUCACUCCAUAACACAGGUCAUAUUGGUCAUCCAGUUGCCCUUCUGUGGCCCCAAUGAACUCGACAACUUCUACUGUGAUGUCCCACAGGUCAUCAAGCUAUCCUGCAUGGACACAUAUGUGAUAGAGGUACUGAUGGUCUCCAACAGUGGUCUGCUCUCUCUUGUCUGCUUUUUGGUCUUGCUGAUCUCUUAUGCUGUCAUCCUGCUCACUCUGAGGACUCGAUUCCGCCAGGGCCAGAUGAAGGCACUCUCUACCUGUGCCUCCCACCUGACAGUGGUCAGCCUGAUCUUUGUGCCAUGUGUGUUCAUCUACCUGAGGCCUUUCUGCAGCUUCUCUGUGGACAAGAUAGUCUCUGUAUUUUACACAGUGGUCACACCUAUGCUGAAUCCCCUCAUCUACACACUCAGAAAUGCUGAUAUGAAGAAAGCCAUGAGAAAACUGAGGAAAAAACAUGUGACAUCUUACUGUCAUUUUAAACAAUAA
Molecule: messenger RNA, 1101 nt
Organism: Erinaceus europaeus (western European hedgehog)
Lineage: Eukaryota; Metazoa; Chordata; Mammalia; Eulipotyphla; Erinaceidae
Product: olfactory receptor 4Q3
Biological process (GO): G protein-coupled receptor signaling pathway
Cellular component (GO): membrane
Molecular function (GO): olfactory receptor activity; G protein-coupled receptor activity
Source: RefSeq, a predicted model, not a curated record